Messenger RNA from Penicillium soppii, 1935 nucleotides. RefSeq names its product histone deacetylase RPD3 (gene rpdA). Lineage: Eukaryota; Fungi; Ascomycota; Eurotiomycetes; Eurotiales; Aspergillaceae. The record is from RefSeq and is a predicted model, not a curated record. Gene Ontology annotation, molecular function: histone deacetylase activity. The transcript is spliced from 4 exons. Bases 1 to 1935 code for a protein of 644 amino acids.
AUGGCUGCAGAGCCCAUCUCAAACACCCUUCUUGGCUCCAAGAACAAGAAGGUCGCCUACUUCUACGACUCUGAUGUCGGCAACUAUGCCUAUGUCUCGGGCCACCCUAUGAAGCCUCAUCGCAUACGUAUGACACACAGUCUUGUGAUGAACUAUGGCCUCUACAAGAAAAUGGAGAUCUACCGUGCAAAACCCGCUUCAAAGUAUGAAAUGACCCAAUUCCACACCGACGAAUACAUCGAUUUCCUAUCCAAGGUGACACCAGACAAUAUGGAUCACUUUUCAAAGGAACAGAGCCGCUACAAUGUUGGCGACGACUGCCCCGUCUUCGACGGCCUUUUCGAAUUCUGCGGAAUUAGCGCCGGAGGCAGUAUGGAAGGCGCCGCACGACUGAACCGCAACAAAUGUGAUGUUGCUGUUAACUGGGCUGGUGGUCUUCAUCACGCUAAGAAGAGCGAAGCAAGUGGUUUCUGUUAUGUCAAUGAUAUUGUUCUCGGUAUUCUUGAGCUUUUACGGUUCAAACAGCGAGUCCUUUACGUUGAUAUCGAUGUUCACCACGGCGAUGGCGUUGAAGAAGCUUUCUACACGACUGAUCGCGUUAUGACCGUCUCUUUCCACAAAUACGGCGAGUACUUCCCCGGUACUGGUGAACUUCGCGACAUCGGUGUUGGGCAGGGCAAGCACUACGCGGUCAAUUUCCCUCUCCGCGAUGGUAUCAAUGAUGUCUCUUACAAGAGCAUCUUCGAGCCCGUCAUCAAGAGCGUGAUGGAGUGGUAUCGCCCAGAGGCUGUGGUCCUCCAGUGUGGUGGUGACAGUUUGUCUGGUGAUCGUCUUGGCUGCUUCAAUCUGAGCAUGCGAGGACAUGCCAACUGCGUCAACUUCAUCAAGAGCUUUGAUCUGCCUACCCUGAUUCUUGGCGGCGGUGGCUAUACUAUGCGUAACGUUGCCCGAACUUGGGCUUACGAGACCGGUAUCCUUGUGGGAGAGGGCCUCGAAUCGGAACUGCCAUAUAACGACUACUAUGAGUACUUCGCUCCUGAUUACGAGCUUGAUGUCCGCCCUUCCAACAUGGACAAUGCCAAUACCAGAGAGUAUCUGGACAAGAUUCGCAACCAGGUUAUUGAAAAUCUCAAGCGCACGGCAUUUGCUCCCUCGGUCCAGAUGACAGAUGUGCCACGCAAUCCCAUCUUAGACGGCAUGGACGACGAGGCUGAUGACGUUAUGGAUGACCUUGAUGAUGAUGAAAACAAAGACAAGCGAUUCACCCAACGACGCUUCGAUCAAUACACAGAAAAGGCCGGUGAGCUUAGUGACAGCGAAGACGAAGAAGAAAACGCCGCCAAUGGUGUUCGUCGCCAGCCAGGUGCCAUCCGUCGCCGCAACCAAGCCAACUAUCGAAACCUCGAGCCGGACUCUGGGCUGGACAGUGGCAUGGCCACGCCGCAAGAUGCCUCAUCUGCGGCUGAUGGGGAAAUGGAUUCUACCACGGACGCUAAAAUGGCCGAUGCCCCACGCACUGAACCGGAAGCAGCUACUACCCCCGCCCCAAAGGCCUCGCUUAUCGAUGAAACCCUCGUUACUGAUGCUGAUCGUGGCGCCGUGGGAAGCGAAGAGCAGGCAGACUCUACAACAUCGCAACGCCAGUCACUUCCUCACGAUGAGGACACAACCAUGGAGGAUGCUGCUGUUGCUGCCGAGCCCACUGCACUGCAGCAAGCUACUCAUCAAGACGAGAUCACCAAUUCAGCUGCAGAGGCUCCCCACGCCGAAAAUUCCGCUGCCUCCCCUGCGCGAGUCAAGUCGCCCUUGAACGAAGCUGUCGUCAAGGAUGUAGAACCCUCCGCGGAACUUGCUGCACCUGCUGCAGAGACUGACGCGAUUACUGCCAAGGAGGAGAAACUGGAACACACCGAAGAGCCCAAGAAAGAGGCGUAA